This is a messenger RNA of Bactrocera oleae (olive fruit fly), 1268 nucleotides long. The record is from RefSeq and is a predicted model, not a curated record. Lineage: Eukaryota; Metazoa; Arthropoda; Insecta; Diptera; Tephritidae.
CUGUCUAUGUGUGUCAACUUCAAACAAGCAUGUCAUUUGCCCACCAUUUAAGUAAUUUAUUAUAUAAUAUUUUACCGGCUUUUUUAAUGUGUUGCAUACUUUUCGGCUAUUAAACCUUAUUUUCUUCCUGUUUUGCAAAACUAAUUUUUUUCGUAUCCACAGCUUUCUUAUUUUGCACACCAUAUAGCAUUAUGUGUAUGUGUAUAUAUUCACUGUGCCUCAUGCAUUCUUGUAUGUACAUAUGUAUAUAGCGUAUGUCUUUUCUUUUUCUGCAAUUGCUGUGUCAUCCCACAAAUUUUUGUGUAAAUUUUAUGUCAUAUAUUUUUCCCAUUCUUCCGAUUUUUUUUAUUUUUUAUUGUGUCUCGUGGUGGUCGUGUGUCCCCCCAUUUUUUGUGCUUUUUUCUCUCUCUUUGUCUGGUUUUCUUUAUAGAAAACAACAUAUAAAAUUUCUGCAUUUAUCAAAAAAGGUACUUCUCACACCACCCGAUGAGGGGCCGCGCGUCAAGGGGCAACGCAUCAAACUGCAAGACAUCGUGGAUGGACUCUUUAUGCCGCAGCGUGCCAACGGUACAUGGAUAAAUGGCGAGGAAUUUGUUUAUCAGGAUCACUGGGGAAGAAUCGUGUUGUUAAAUGCAUCUAGUCUAAAUGAGCGAGUUCUCAUGUCGAAUGUGACAUAUAAAACAUUUGCACCUUAUACAUUCUCCAUAUCGGCCGAUAAACGCUAUAUCUUAUUGGCGCAGAAUGUCGUAAAACUUUUUCGGCAUUCGUUUUUGGCACAGUACACGCUCUUCGAUAUACAAACAAGUGAAAGCAUCAAAUUGAAAAUCGAUGCACAUAGCGAUGAGUGGCCCUAUCUACACUAUGCCCGCUUCGUAACCACUCAAGCGGCUAAGCGAGACAAUGCAAGCACCACCUCCACCAGCACCGGCACCAUAACUGGUGGCAAUGCGCUGGUGUUGGUCUAUAACUAUGACAUCUACUACUGCCAAGGGCCACGCUCCACCAAUCAUGUGUACCGCAUAACGCGCGAUGCAGUGCCUGGCAUCGUCUACAAUGGCAUACCCGAUUGGCUCUAUGAAGAGGAAAUCCUGCACUCGAAUAAUGCAAUUUGGCUUUCGGAGAAUGGACACUUAAUGCUUUACGGUGCGUUCAAUGACUCGCUGGUGCAGGAACAACAUUUCGCUUGGUAUGGCACAACAAGUGGCGGCAAUCCGAAUGCGUAUCUCUAUCCGGAAAUCAGAUCAUUAAGGUGAGUAGAGUGGCAUUGU